Cladocopium goreaui is the source of this 2627-nucleotide messenger RNA. The record is from the annotation of a GenBank genome assembly. NCBI's taxonomy places the organism in Eukaryota, Dinophyceae, Suessiales, Symbiodiniaceae.
GGACUCUCGUGAUUCAACAUUUGCAAAGCUGCAAGUUGGAUGUGUCAGACUGCGGUCUCUGCGCCGUCCACGAAUCUUGGAAACUACACCAGCGAGAAUGGGUGAGAGUCACUCUAGAAGAUGGAGUUGCGAAAUUGGGAUGCUCAGUUUGCUGUGGGGCAAGCUUGGAUGGCCCAUGGGCUGAAUUCAAGCAAAAGCCCGGGGCGGUGUUGAGAAAACAUUGUCUGGACCGGCACGAAAAGUCCAAGGCUCAUCAGCAAGCUUUGAAAAGUCAUUCUGACCGAACUGUCUUGCAUUUGGCACCACCGGCAAAAUUGUUUCAAGAGUGUCUUCGGAAAAUGAUGCAAGGUCAGUCAGUGCGAGCAGGUGGAGUGACUUCCGACAAGGCAAUAAAAAUGCGAUGGGCUCUGACCGAAGCCAUUUUGGCACGGAAUCGAAAAAUGCUGUCACAGUGUCACUCCUUGGCACUGAUGAGAGACGAACGCAAAGGAAAGCUGCUGGUAAGGUAUCGCGCAGUACUCACAGACCUGUCAACCAUAAGUGGUUGUUUCGGAAUGGUGCCAGUCAGUGGCUCAGCUGAAAGCAUUGCCCAGGCCACAGAUGCUUUGAUGGAAGCAUUUUGUGUUGAGAAGAAGCACCCCCCUCGGGCUUCCAAAGUGGAAGAGUCAGCCGUAGACACAGGUUUGCUUCAGCACCUGCGAGACAGCGUCAUUAUCAUAGUGACCGAUGCAGCUGCAUCAGAACAGCUUGCGACAGAUUUGCAACGUGGACGUAGAAAUGCUGCCGAUGACACUCAGGCAUCCAUGGCGAACAUCAAACUGGUGGGGCGUGAUGCAGCUCAUGCAAGCACGCGCCUGCUUAAGCGGCCUUUCCAAGCAUGCACAGAGCUCAAGUGCAUCAUGACCGAAUGGUGUCACGGCGCCGAUUCCUUUGCACAGAAAGUUCAGCAUAGCACGGUUCUGUCGCAGUGGUGGGCUGCGGCCCUCGAAUGUCGGGACGAAGAUUCCGAUUUCGGAUGCCUGACUUCCUUAGCUGCGGCUAAGCAUCGGUUCUCGAGCUACUUGAAUCCACUGUCAAGGAUCUGCAAGAAUAUGCAAACCGUCUUCAAAGUUUGCAGCCGCUUGCAAGCGAUGCGGGGGUCAGAAGCACUUUGGGCCAUUCAGCUCUGUCGUAAUUUCACUUCGUACAAGGCGGUUUUGCUCACCAUGGCAGCAGAUGCAUGCGCUAUUAGCAACGAUUACACUAGAGAAUGUGAUAGAGAAGACAUGGAUGUGGCGCAGCUCAAUUUGCGUGCCCAGCGCUUCAUUUCGUCUGCAAGGGCGCUAUUUGUGGAACGCAAGGUUUGCACCUUACCUUCCUUCACAAAGGAUCUCCUGCUCAGACGGGAGCCGGUGACGAUUCUCCAGGACGGUUUUGCCCUAGAAGUCCGAGUGACACAAGCUGACCUGGACAAGGCCUUUGCAGUCAUGGAGGAAUGGGUGGCACUGGCGGAGGAAGUGGUCGCCCAUGAGUUUCCAAGUUGGCAUCUCUUCGCCGCUUUUCAACUUUUCCAUUUGUCUGAAUCCAAGGAAACAGAGGAGCAUGAAGAAGUUCUGCGGAACUUAGAGCGGCUGGCAAAAGCGUUCAAGGUAUCUCCGGACACCUUGAAAAGGGAGUUCACACAAUUGCAGCCAACUGCCAUGGCAUUGAAAAAGUCGGCCAGCCUGACAAACAGAGAAGCUUGGCGACAAGCGCUUCUACGGGUCGGACACCGACAUCAGAAAGCUGGCGGAGGCGCUUUGUUCAGCGUCCUGGCGGGCUACCAGGCUUGGACUGCAUCCAGCAGCGGCGUCGAGCAAUUGUUCAGCAAAUUGAAGACUUCUCCGACGGAGCAAUCCAAAUCCACUGGCCAGUCUGCGCUUGAGACAGACAGACGCUUAGCAGUCGCCAUUGGAGACAGUCAAAUUCGAGAUGGACAGACGUCACAUGUCCUGUCUGAGGCUCCAUUGAUUUAUUGUGCUUUGCUGCGCUCUGGACUGGCCCGCGUGCAGAGAAUGAAGCGGUAUGAUGCUGGUCAGAAAAGAGCCGGGCGCAAAGGCACUUUUGCCGAGUGGAAUCGAAACAGGAAAAAAGCAUUGUCUGCCACAUUGGAUGAGUUGAAAACUCCACCGCGGCAGCCUGCACCGCUUGUCACGGAGUCCACUCAAAAAGAAAGGGACUUCCAGAGACGGAAGGCACUGAAACGGAAGGCUGAGGCCUUGUCUGAUGGCUUGUUGUUACAGGACGAAGUGACUCCAGCCCUCCAAGCCGAGGCGACCAGAACGGCCAAGGCUAGUCAGCAAAGCGACCGGCAACGCAAAAAGAAACGAACAGACUACUUGGUGGCUGCUAAGAUGACUUCCAAGAAGAAAUUGGCGACAUGGGCUUGCCAGGAAGUUAUAUUGGUGGCAUCUGACCCUAGAUUGGUGACAUCUAACCCUGGCUCCACUACCAAAAAAAUGCAAAUCUUUUCUCCACUGAGCCUGCUUGGGCCUUAUGCUUCUGAUCUGGAACACUGCUUCUUUGUGCUCCUGCCCUUUGUUUUGACAAGCUUUGUGAUGCAGCAAGCUUGUUGGUUUGGAAAAAACUUCUUUGAGCCUUUCUUGUAA